This is a messenger RNA of Pomacea canaliculata, 6657 nucleotides long. RefSeq names its product forkhead-associated domain-containing protein 1-like. The record is from RefSeq and is a predicted model, not a curated record. The transcript is spliced from 28 exons. Lineage: Eukaryota; Metazoa; Mollusca; Gastropoda; Architaenioglossa; Ampullariidae. The coding region runs from base 304 to 4512 and encodes 1402 amino acids. Gene Ontology annotation, molecular function: protein binding.
AUGGCCGACGCACUCGGGUGGAGUGCUUGUUUAGUGGUUGCAUGAAAAAUACCAUGUGAAGCGAGAGCACUAUCACUGUUGUUUGUGUAAAUCGUCUGAAACAAACUCCGUCGACAGUUCAGCUUAAAUUAUUAUUGCUGUAAGGUUUUCAUUUCCUCGUGAACAUCUUUAUUGAGACUGUUGCUUCGAAAGGACGGAAACACAUUUCGCGGGCUGUGAUUCAGUCGAGCAGACGAGACCACACAACAGCAGGCAUGUGCACAUUUAAUUAGGAUUCAUGUAGAUGUGUACUCUUUAACGGCGAUGAUUAAACGACCGACAGAAAUGAAGGCUUAUUUGAAAGCUCCUGAUGGAAAUAUUUUUAAUUUAUCGCCAAAGGUAACGACGAUCGGAAGAGAAGCCUGCGAUUUAACCAUACAGGUACCUGGUGUUGAUUUUCAGCAUGCAGUGAUAGAAUACAGCGAAAAGGAUGACUGUUUUAUCAUUCAAGAUUUGAACACUGCACAAGGCACAUAUGUCAAUGACGUUCGUGUACAGAAUGCUGCAGUUAGACUUGCAGCAGGGGACUGUGUCAGAUUUGGUUACAAUGGUAUUCCAUACGAAUUGCAGGUGGAGCAAACUUCCAUGGUGACAUGCCCCCCAGUUCAGCAGCGACAAGUAUGGACAGGCCCUCUCACCAUUCUGAAUGAAACACCAAUUUAUUCCAAUGCUCAUUCUCAGAACACCUUACAGGCACUGCAACAGCAGAUGUACCAACAAGCUCAAAGGCCUCCAAUACCAGCUCAAGGUUUUCCAUUUUUAUCACCUCAUUCUGUUGUUCAACCUCAACCAUCUUUGGGUGUUUGGACUCAGCCAAGUACACAGGCACCUGUUCCCCGUCCACCUUUACGAUCUCGACCUUUAAGUGCUGGGGCCACACGGCGUUCAACCUUUGAUUUUCCCAGAUUCCAAGGUGUUUCGGCAGUGGGAUCCCCAGUGACUAGACAAGGUCCAGUAGGGGGGUGGGUGAAUGGAGGGAUUGGGACAGGAAAGGCACCCCCUCCACUGACUUCUUCUCCAGGACUGGACUUGACCCAGCAAGCACAGGAGAAGGAAUACAGAAUAAAUCAAUUGACAGAAGAGGUGACAAGACUGCGUAAUUUUGAGUUUGAUUCAUUCCGGAAAGAUCAGCUUAUUCAGCAGUUACAGCAGCAAAUCUCAGAUCUUCAGGAAAAACUUCAACAGGAACCAUCUAUCAUCAUGGGUUCUGGUGAUCCGGAGCUUUCCCUUCGCUUGGCACAAAUGGAGGAUGAAAUCAAUGCCAAGAGAGCUGAAAUAAUGGCCCUCAAAGACCAGCUAAACAGUACUCCACCAGAAAGCACAGGAAAUCCCCUUAUACUUCGCCAGGAGCUUGGUGAGCGAAUGAAAGAGGUGGCAUCCCUGAGGAGUGAACUGGAGCGAGUCAAAAAGGAUAAAAACAUAACAUCUGGCUUGGUGACACAGAUGCAGCACGAUAUGUCAAACAAAGACUGCACAAUCAGCAAACUUACACGGGAGAUAGAGGUGUUGAGAAAAGAUUUGAGAGAACGAGACCAGCUUCUGUCAAAUGCUAAUAUUAAGGUAAAUAAAAUACGUGAAGCAUCCAUUUCUGGGAAAGCUGCUGAAGAGCGUGAUGCAAGGGAGAAAGAACUCAUCAGCCUGAGACAGAGGUUUAAAUCAGCAGAGAACAAGAUUUCUGAUCAGUUUAACACCAUCACAGCACUAAGAGAUGAACUUGAAAAAUUAAAGCAGUCUUUAUUUGAAGAGAAGGAUGCGCGGCGUCAAAUCCAGGCACAGGCUGAUGCAAACAAGUCACAGUUCCUGGAUAUGCAGCGCGCUGAAAGAGUUGUCCGCAUAGACUUAGAGCAACUGCAGAAAGAGUUUGAGAGAUUCAGGGGAAAAGUCAUUCAGACAACUUUCUCCACCCCUGGAGUGGAGGCCCCCGAAAAACAGAUCACAGAUGAUGAACUGAUAGAGAUACUGAAAAAGCUUUUGCAGGAGCGAACCCACCUUUGGGAUCAUAUUGAGAAAUUAAAGAAGGAGGUUAAACAGGCAAAUUCCAGUACAGACGAACUAAAAGCACAAGGAAUGAAACUGAGAGACGACUUGCAGGAAAGUCUGGACCGCUUAAAAGAGAGUGGUUUUCUCAGUUCAUCAUUGCGGCAAGAAGCGAGUGUUGUACAGUCCCUGUCAGCAGACGAUUCUCUACUCUGGGUCAGGGACAUAGUCCAUUCCAUUCUGACCACUGACCUUGGCUGGGCACAAGCAGUUGAGGCAGCAUUGGAAAAAUGUGGUGUGAACAUCAAGCUGUCUAGCGAACCCCCCAACACACACAUUGAGCUGCUGUAUGCUAAAUGGGAGUCAGCUCUAAGCGAGAAGGAACGGCUAACUGUGCAGAUACAGGAGAUGAAAGCUCACCACCAAGAGGAGUUAAAGGUCAGGCUGGAGGGUUUGCAAAAAGAGAUGGAGAGCAAACUUUUGGAUGCAGUAGAAAAGGCCAGACUAGAAGGUGAUGAAAAAGUCAACAGAGCCAUUGAUGACAUACGGACUGCUGAGGCAGAGAAGCUUGGAAAUGCCGUUGCAGAUGAGAGGCAGCGAGCAGAUCGGUUAGAAGUUACUGUGCAACAACUACGACAGUCACUAAUGCAACGCCAAGAAGAGGAUCAGGUCAAGCUGGAACAGGCAUCAGAACUAGUCACAGAAGUGGAACAGUAUAAAAUCGUGGAGGCUGACUUGAAAAACCAGUUAGUCAAGCUGGAAGAGAGAAUGAAAGCAGAAAUCAGUCAACUGCAGGAAGAAAAAGGCGAACUAGUGAAAAAGAAUGCAGAUGACCUAGAGUCCUACAAGGAGCAGGUGCGGCAACAUUCGGUUACCAUUUGUGCCAUGGAGGAACGCCUGAGUAAGCUCAACAAGAAGUCUAAAAUCUUCCAGGAGGAGGCAGCAGCUCUUAAGAAGAGUAAUACAGGAAGGACUGAACUGGACAAGCGGUUUAUUCAGAAACCAGUGGUUCCACCAAAACCAAAGGUCAUUCUUCAGCGCCCAGUGGAAGAGAUCAAUGCGCUGGAACAUAUGUUGGCAAUGCUUCGGCAAGAGAAUGCAGAACUGAAGAAAUCAGUUUCAGAACAACAAGAUGUGAUCAUGGGUUUGAGGCGAGAUCUUUCUGGAGCUUCAGCUCGCUUGUCUGACAUCACUGGGGAAAUGAGCGAGUCCCAAAAACGAGAGAUGGAGCAGAACCGGGAACUUCUGGUCCGCCGUGAGAGCGAGCUGUUAGAGCAACGUCAGCAGAUGGCAAAAUUGUCCAAGAUAAUUGACAAACAGAAGGGUGAGAUCAAGCAGCUUGAACAGGAAUUGAGUAACGAAAAGUCUCAGAUCAUGAAGUACCGCACAGACCUUGCAGAGCAAGGGUCAAGGUUGCAGGAUGUGGAAGUCAAGCUGAAGGAAGAACAAUUGGAGCAGAAAAAGCAGCUUGAACUCCUGGAUCAGGAGGGUCGCAUCACAUCAGAGCUUGUUGGCUUGGGUGCUCAGUGUCGUGGGGAACGCCAUGAACAGAUCAUCACAAGACAGAGGGAGGCCCUUGCAGAACUCAGGACACGGGUGAAAACCUUGGAGCAGACACGGCCACCCUUGCCAACACAAGACCAGGCUUUGCAACAAGUUGUGAUGUUGAAGAGAGAACUAGCUGAAAUGCGAGCCAACCAAGCACUUGCAGAGGACCGGGUGAUUGCAAGCUCCACCAGCCUGGAUCGAGAGGUGGGCAGAACCCGAGGACUGAUUUCUGCCUUAAACCCAGAAGCUGACAUGGAGAGGAGUGCUCAUCGUGAAACCAUGGAUACCCUUGAAAGCAGUGAAACAACAUUCCUGACACUGCUUCGAGCAGUGGCCAGUGCUCUAGAAUUGGAAGAGGUCCAAGGUUUGAGGUCCAUGGCGCACAUGCCCAAGGAUGAGCGAGACAGACUUGUGGCUGAGAGAGAAGCUGCUUGUGAGCUGUUGGCCAAUAGAGUCCAUGUUUUGAAGGAGCGAAUCAUACGCAAGGAUGAGCUGCUGCAAGGUUAUGAACAUGAUCUAGCUAAGCUUAGGGAAGCACAGGAUUUUGCUGAGAGGAAGACUACACAAAUAGACAGCCUUAGGGAAGAUAUGAAAAGCAAAGCAGAGGAGUCUCAUUAUCUGCGAGAGUCGUUAAGCCGUACACGUGAUCGCCUAAACCAGGAGAAGCGACUCAAUGGUGCAAUUAAACAAAAAAAGACUUUCCACCUUGAAAAUGAAAGAGCUCACCUACAGAUACCUCAUUCAGUUCGUAAAAUGCAGGAGCAGCAGGAAACUGCUGCAUUACGGAAGAAAGCCCAAAAGGAACUCAUGAAGCGCAAAAACUAUGAGAUUCAGACCCUAAAGGAGGAACUUUGUGACAAAGAGCAGGCUCUAUACGACAGGGAAAAACGAUUGAUGUCAUUAGAGAGAGGGCUGGGUCUAGAGAGGGCAGUGGAAGUGAUAGAUUAAAUUUCUAAAUGUAAAACAUGCAAUAUCAAGUAGAAUGGGCUUUUACACCCUUGACAUGGAAUCCUGUGGAUUUCAAAUAUUUUUCCUGAAAAUCCACAAUGCCAAAGAGUUUUACAUCAAACCACUGUGGUCUUUAGAGGUCUGGCAUCUCUAAUUUAAUAGGAAAAAAGUACUCUGCAAGUUAUUGACUUGAGUUUUGAAUAAAUCUCCUUCCAGGACAAAAUAGAAAGGCUGUACACAGGGUACAUAUCUACUUGCAGAUGUUUGCGCUUCGUUACUUAAGCUUCACACCAUUACUGAAGCUUCACAUGUCUAAUAAAAAUAAUGAUUAUUUCAAACAUGUUUUUUUUUUAAGGAACCUCUUGUUUAGCUUUUUUUUAUGAAGGAUGUGUAUAAUGUGCAUAUUAUCAAUGCACUUUAUUUUUCCUCUGACAUAUCUAUAAACUUGUGUCAGCCCCAGACAAUGUGUUCUAGAUGAUUUUCUUGCAAUCCUUUUAAAGUUGAGCCACAAAGCAUAUACUGUGAUACUGUUGACAGUAAUGAUCGAUGAGAUGUAAGAAAGUAUAGAUUGAGUGGCUGUGCACUUGGCUUCCUAUAAUUCCUCAUUAUAUAUAUGUAUCCUAUAUCCUCCUCCCAAAGCCUCUUUUUUCAUGUCCACUGUCAUAACUGCAUGACUUUUCAAGAACUACAUGGUGUUCUUGCUCUGUUAUCUUUUAAAAGUAUAUCAACUCACAUAAAAUAUGCAGAAGCAGGUAUGAGUGAUCUCUGAAUGUUGAUAUUGCUUUAGAUCAAAAAUGAACUUUAUCAGCAUGCAGCUAUUAUAUAAUGUGAUCUUUUUCCUGUGCCUUUCUGUAUGUCCCAAUCUUUAAUGUUUCUGACAGUAUUGUAGCCAUUUUUAUUUUAGGUACAAGUUAUUAGUUGAUCCUGGAAAAUUUCAUAUACAGAUUGUUGAUAUCUAUACCCACUCUGUUUACAAAAGCCCUGCUCACUAUUUCCCCACCCUAACUCUUUUCAGAGAAAACAUUUGACUUGGUGAUGCAGUGUGUAUUACCCAACUUAAAUCUUUUUAAUACUUAUUCUUUUAUAAUGAUUUGCAAAGUGACACUUGAGCCAGUAACUGUUUCAUUAACCUGAAAGUAGGCUUUAUAUGUGUGUAGCUUUUUCUAAGCCACAUAUUGCACUUUGCUUUGCCAUACAUGCACCAAUAGAAAAACCCACAAAUAUGUGAUUCUUAAUAUCAAAAUUUUAAAUUCACAGUGCAUCGGCAAUUCAAGCUAAUUUUCCUCACAUUAUUUCUUAUGAUUAGGGGUAAAAUAAUGUUGCAGCCCUCUCUUUUGCUUUUUUCCUUUUCAGAUACAAAAGCAUCUAGUGCCUAAAGAUCAAAGACUUGUUUUAUUUGUAUCCAAGGGAUUAAAUUCUUGAUCUGCUCUGUUUUAUUUAUUCUUGCACUUUAAAAAACAUGUUUCAACCCUGGCUUAUGUACUUCACUGUUUACAAUAAUCAGCAUCAAUUACUGAAAAAAAAACAAUGGUACUUUCAUGCAUGCAUCGAGGCCAUUCAUUCAGCCACUCGCUUAUUGCCUCACCCUCACACUCACUGGCACUAACAAAGAAAAUGAUAGUGCAUCCAUUUAGUCAUGACUUUUUGUCAGAUUCACUGUGACUGGCACAUCCGCAACAUUCCAUUAUCUGUCUGUUCUUUCAGAGUUGAAACCUGUUUAAGGAUUUUUUUCAGUGAUCAAUUUAAAAUAUUUGUAAUUGUUUGUGUAAAUUCCCUUGACGUAGAUUACUUUUGAUAUCAUGGCUUUUGAAUGACAGUGGAAUGCAUGCAUAGGUUGGUAGCAGUUUUUUCAUGUUAAAAACUUACACUUUGUGACUCUCUUUAUGUAGGUACAUUUGCUUUAUCCUUAUUGAUUAGCUAACAAAAAUUUUGACCAUCUCUUUCUUUCUUCCACUUGUCUGUCAUGGUCACAAGGUACAUUUUGAUCAACCAACUCAAUCAUUGCCAUAUACUUGAUCCAGCUCUACUACAUAUUUUCAUUCUGAUGCACUUUUUUAGCCAUUCAUUACAAUAAUAGUAGAUGCUACUAUAAUCUGUAACUCAACUGGAUCAUUUAUACAAAAAUAAAAAUAGCAGUAGUGAAAA